CUUCGGCAAUAAGACACCGGAGGAUGCAGCAGGAGUGACUUUCGAGGCACCUGCGGCUGAAGGCGGGUCUAUAGGUGCUAAUCUAGCCAUGGGCUUUCGACACUUGUUCGGGGCGGGCGUUCCAGUCAACUGCUCGGCCGCCUUGGCGGCCUACAAGGAAAUGGCGGAGAUCACCAUGAGGGAGCAUAAUUACUAUCCGGACCUCUUGCUAGACAAAGAUCUGCAUCUAAUCAGUCUGCUUGAGUCCCGGAAGGCGAACGGCAAGAGCGACUCCGCGAUUCGCACGGAGCUCCUGAAAGAGGCGGCGUCCGGAAAGAGCGCGGAGGCCUUGUUUGAGGUGGCGAAGAUGUACGAAACCGGGGCUUACGGGAUGGAGGAAGACGAGGACCAGGCUUUUGACUUUUAUCUGGCAGCUGCUGAGAAUGGGCACGCGGGAGCAAUGACCCAGCUGGGGAUGAUGUACGCGACGACAAGCGGGCCCCACAGGGACGGGGGGGAGAGGGCUUCUCAGUCAUCACUGGCCGAGGAUUUGGACACCGCGAUCGACUGGUUCGAGAAGGCUGGUGCUCUCGGCGAUCCUGGGGCGCUGAAUGCGAUAGCAUACCUGUACUUGCACGGGAAGGGCGUGGACAGGGAUGUGGCCAAAGCGGCGGAGCUCUAUCGGACCGCGGCUCAAGCGGGUCACCCCGAAGCACUACUCAACUGGGGAGAGCUCUUGUUGAGAGAUGAAGCCUUCGAGGAGGCCUUGGAAGCAUUGCACCAGGCAGAAGCACAAGGACAAAUUCUGGCGUCGUUCCGCCUGGGCCAGCUCUACGAGGAGGGCGUGGAUGACUUCUAUUUCCCCCAAUCCUGCGAGUCGGCUGCGGCCAUGUACAAGCGCGCGGGUGAGAGUGGAUACUGGAUAUCGGGCGUGCGGUACGGCAUCGACCUUUACAAAGCCGGGCUUAUGGAGCAUGCCGUGACGUUUCUCGCCAUGGCAGCGGAAGAAGGCUACGAGAUCGCUCAGGCGAACGCGGCCUACAUGCUUGAACACCGGAUGGGCUACUCCUUGCCUGACGCCGACGACCUGGCUCUGCGCUUUUACGACCGUGCUGCGCUUCAAUCCCCCGACCAUUACUUCGCCCUGGGAAACCUCAUGCUGAGGAUGGAGAUGGAGGGUAAAUCAACGAGCGCGGUGCCGGGGCCUGUCACGGGUCUGCGACAGGCUAUGGGGUACCUGGAGGAGGCAGUGGAGAUGGGCCAAGUGCAGGCAUUGAGGAAGCUUGCCGAGAUGUACGAAGUGGGCGAGGAGGGUGUGCUUGCGCAAGACACCGCGAAGGCUUUAGGCCUCUAUAAGCGCCUGGUGACUUUGCUAUCGCGGAGUCAACGGAGCGAGAGGGCCCAAAAAAUUGGCAACAAGCUGUCGUGGUCCUCUAUGAUGGACAUAGGGAAGCUGCAAUGGAAGGUAACAAGCCUGUCAGCGAAGUCCGGCCUCGCAAGUGUCUUACAUGGGGGAGAUAAGAAGGAUGGCGAGAAGGCGCAAGAGGGUAUCUUGGACGUGGAGGGACAAGUAUCCUCUGCGGCGGAGGGACUUUGAAUUUUGAAUGUCUUUAGGGGCCAGUCGAGGGAUAUAAGGCGAUGAAAGAGAGGAGCUGCCAGAAAAAGUAUGACUGCAAGCUUGGCGGCGCUCAAAGUACUGAGUAAUUUUAGCAAUGGGAGAGAAUGGUGUGUUUGUUGACUUCCUAGUGCAGUAGUAGGGAAGAUCCGAUGGUCCUCGUGGCAAUGCUCCCGGGCCGAGGUGUGUGAAGGCUACUAGACAAAGCGCAGAUAACCUUAGCUUUAUGAACGGGCACAAAAUGAC
Molecule: messenger RNA, 1840 nt
Organism: Nannochloropsis gaditana CCMP526
Product: sel-1 suppressor of lin-12-like 2
Exons: 1
Molecular function (GO): protein binding
Source: RefSeq, a predicted model, not a curated record